AUGCCUCGUAUUCGAGUGCCGAUUCGUCGUUCAGGAAGUGUUUAUAUUCAACGGCCCGGUAUACGAUAUCCACUUCGACCUCCCCCACCUAGUCGAGGGGGUCUUCUCGGUAUACUCGGAGGCAUAGCUGGUCUACUCUUAUGUUUACUAUGUUUAGCAACGUUGGGUUUACUUGGUCUUUUUGCAAUAUUUAUUGCAGUGACCGCAUAUCUCGGAAAAGUAUAUAGAGCAUUGAAAGAUGCUGGUAAUGAUGCACCUGGCCUUGCCAUUAAUACAGUCAUCUUAUUGGCUGCUUUAUGCUUUGCCAGUUUUCAUAAGUUACGACGAUCAUUAUAA
This is a messenger RNA of Rotaria sp. Silwood1, 336 nucleotides long. NCBI's taxonomy places the organism in Eukaryota, Metazoa, Rotifera, Eurotatoria, Philodinida, Philodinidae. The record is from the annotation of a GenBank genome assembly.